AUGUCCAAAGCCUUCGCAGUAAUCGCCGGCGUCGGCCCCGGCACCGGUGCUUCCUGCGCCCGCCGCUUCGCCUCCGCCUACCCCGUCGCCCUCCUCGCCCGCAGCCCCGAAAACUACGAGGGCCUGGUCCAAGAGAUCAACAAGAGCGGGGGCAAAGCCAUCGGCAUCUCCACCGACGUGUCGAGCGAGGACAGCGUGAAGAGCGCUUUCAAGAAGAUCUCCGACGAGUUUGGAGGCGGGGCGUGCGCGGCGGCGGUGUUUAAUGCGUCCGGGAGGUUUGCGCGGAAGCCGUUCUUGGAGAUGAGCGUGCAGGAUUUUCGGGGAAGCUGGGAGGUCAGCGUACAAGGAGCGGUGAUCUUCUCCCAAGCAGCCCUCCCUCACCUCCUCAAGCACGCUGAGGACAAGUCAGCCAAGUACCCACCUACCUUGAUUUUCACUGGAGCCACCGCCUCCGUCAAAGCCAACGCGCAGAUGUCAGGCUUCGCGGCGCCCAAGUUCGCGCUGAAGGCGCUCUCCACCUCUCUCGCCAAAGAGUUUGCGCCAAAGGGCGUGCACGUCGCUCACGCGGUCAUUGACGGUGUCAUCGACAUCCCGAGGACGAAGGACUGGCUGAAAGACAUGCCACCAGAGGCCAAGAUCAGUGCGGAUGACAUCGCGGAGUCAUACUGGAACCUCCACACUCAGAGCAAGAGAUGUUUCACCAACGACAUUGACAUCAGGCCGAUGCUCGAGAAGUGGUAG
Molecule: messenger RNA, 741 nt
Organism: Saxophila tyrrhenica
Lineage: Eukaryota; Fungi; Ascomycota; Dothideomycetes; Mycosphaerellales; Extremaceae
Exons: 2
Coding region: 1-741 (246 amino acids)
Source: RefSeq, a predicted model, not a curated record